Symbiodinium sp. CCMP2456 is the source of this 609-nucleotide messenger RNA. NCBI's taxonomy places the organism in Eukaryota, Dinophyceae, Suessiales, Symbiodiniaceae. The record is from the annotation of a GenBank genome assembly.
AUGGCAGAUGACAGAGCAGCCGUCGCGUCUCCGGACAGACAGCCGGAAAUGGCCACUUCCGGGCUGACCAUGGGGCCCAAGGGAACGAUGAUCAUCACCGCACCUGAGCCAAGUCACGCGGACAUGUUCUACGCCACGACGAAUGGGCAGUACUGCGGAAAUUGGCACAAUGGACUUCCAGGACACCAGUUGGGCGAUGUGCCAGCCAUCAGCGAUAUUCUUGGUGCUCGGCCAACAAUCAAGAAGCCGGUGCGGCCGAUCCAGACCACGGCAAAGUGCGUGCUGGCGAAUCAGAUUGCCGAAGAGAGGAGGUCCAUGGAAGCAGACAAGGUUCUUUCGGCAGAUGUCGUGCCAAAGAAAUUCCCGGUGCAGGCACAGAACUACUGCUAUCCGCCGAGUGGAAAGCGAGGUGCCAAUAAUCCGCUCUAUGCUACGAGUGCACAGGCAUACGGCAGCGAGAUGCCUAUGGAUCACCAGGUCCCCGACCGCUACUUUCCCAGCACCAAUCAGUUCACUAAGGGUUUCGUGGACACAAAGCCUAGAUACACGGGGCUGAGCACAGCCCCAACGCCUUCGAAAGUGCACAAGGAGCUGGACAUGUUCUACUGA